AUGUCCAUGGAGCUGCUCAAUGAGGUGGAGAGGUUGGACGAAUUAGUGCGGAACACAACGGCCACCUAUAAAGGCCAAAUUGUCCACUUCAGUGAUCUUCACAAGGUCGAUAUCAACUAUAUAUUCCACUGGUACAAGCAUGCUUACUUCUGGUCGCACAUUAUUUCCGACGUCAAUUUGUCGUUCCCAAUCGGGCGAGCGAUGGGGCACAAAUUCUUCAUAGGCAGUCAUUUCUUCGGCGUCAACAAGCACAAAGAGUCUGAGGUUGGUCCAGCUCAUCUGUUGUGA
Messenger RNA from Cooperia oncophora, 288 nucleotides. The record is from the annotation of a GenBank genome assembly. Lineage: Eukaryota; Metazoa; Nematoda; Chromadorea; Rhabditida; Trichostrongylidae.